AUGCCAGGAAGCGCAACGGCGCGCGAAGGGGGGGCAAAAGCCGGAACCGCGGGGGAGGGAGGGAGGGAGGCCAAGCAAGCAGCGAAGGAAGGGGGAGGAGGAGCGCGAAGGAAGAAGGGAGGAACGAGGGCGGGAGACAACCACGGCCCGGGGGAGCGAGAACGCGGACGCGAGAAGGAGGGGGGGCAAAGAGACGACGCAGCAAAGGGGCGCCGGGGCCGGGGAGGGGGGGGCGAGGAGGAACAGGAGGGAAAGCGGGAGGCGAGGAGACGAGGCCAGGGAGGGGGGAGGGGAGGGGAGGGAGGGGGCGAACCCAGAACAAGGGCAGGGGGGAGGGGGAGGGAGGGAGGGAGAGAGAGGCAGGCCAAGGAACCAGGCCACCGGGGGACCCGCCGGCGCAAGGGGAGGAGAGGAGGGGGAAGAGGAAGCGAGAAGAGGGAGGAAGGGAACAACAAGGCCCGGGCGCAAAGGGGGCCAACGCGAGGCAAGGAGAGGAGCAAGAAAGGGCAGAGCAAACAGCACAACCCCAAGGGGGCGCAGGGGGGGGGGGAAGCACGGGGGGGAAAAGGGGGACAGGCGCAACCCCACCAACCAGAGCCCAGCAACAAGCGACGCAAGGAGGGGGGGCCAACAUGGAGGCAAGCGACGGAGCAAAGAGGCACACCACCGACGCCACAACCCGCACGGGGCAGGAGAGGGGGGGGAGCGCAGGAGGCGGAAAAGGGCGGAGCAGGGAGCCCAAGGACAAGGAGCAAGGGCGAGCCGCAAGAGGGGCACGGACCAAGAGGGGCAACAAGAGGGGCAAGCACGGGACCAAAGAAGGGAGAGGAAGGCCAAAGAGACCAAGGGAAGGCAAGGGGCGCGAAAGAGCGGGAGGGACAAGAGCACAGGAAGGCGCAACGGGAGCGCCAGGAAGGCGCGACGCGAGCACAGGAGGGCGCGACAGCAAGAGGGGACAAGGCAAGAGCACGGCAAGAGGCAGGGAAGGGAGAGGGGCGAGAAGAGGGGCGCGGGCCAAAGGAAGGGCAGGAAGGGGAGAGAAAGAAAAAGGAGGAGGAGGAGCGGAGAGAGGGAGAGGAAGAAAGAGGGAGAAAGGCAGGGAGAGGGAGACACCAAGCGGGGAGGGAAAAGGGAGAGGGGCAAGGAAGGAGGGCCCAAGGAACAGAGAGAGAGGGGCCCAGGAGAGGAGGAAGGCGGAAGGGAGCACAGGAGGGAAGGAGGGAGGGCGCACCAAGGGAGAACACGGCCCGGGGAGAGAACGGCAGAGAAAGGGGGAAGGGCGGAGGCAGGGGAGGGCGGAAGGAUAAGGGCACACAGGGGCCGAGCGAGAGAGCAAGGAGGCCCAAGACGGGCGGGGGCAGGGAAGGAGCCGCAGACGCGCAGGACGGGGGAAACAAAAGAGGGGGGAAAAAGAAGGAAAGAGAAAGGGAGGCCAGAAGGCGGGAGGCGGGCAAAGGGGGGCCGGACAGGAGGACGGGGAAGGGGGCGAGCUGGAAGAGAGGGGAGAAAGGGACACCACGGGAAGAAAGACGGGGAAGAGAAAGGGGAGGGAAAGAAGGGGAGGGGCGGCGCCAAGCACGGGAGGGCGAGAGAGAGGGAACGGAGGCAAGCGACGGAGCAAAGAGGCACACCACCGACGCCACAACCCGCAGGGGGCAGGAGAGGGGGGGACCGCAGGAGGCGGAAAAGGGCGGAGCAGGGAGCCCAAGGACAAGGAGCAAGGGCGAGCGCAAGAGGGCCGGACAAGAGGGGCAACAAGAGGGCAAGCACGGGACCAAAGAAGGGAGAGGAAGGCCAAAGAGACCAAGGCAAGGCAAGGGGGCGCGAAAGAGCGGGAGGGACAAGAGCACAGGAAGGCGCAACGGGAGCGCAGGAAGGCGCGACGCGAGCACAGGAGAGCGCGACAACAAGAGGGACAAGGCAAGAGCCACGGCAAGAGGCAGGAAGGGAGAGGGGCGAGAAGAGGGGCGCGGCCAAAGGAAGGGCAGGAAGGGGAGAGGAAAGAAAAAGGAGGAGGAGGAGCGGAGGGAGGAGAGGAAGAAAGAGGGAGAAAGGCAGGGAGAGGAGACACCAAGCGGGGAGGAAAAAGGGGAGAGGGGCAAGGGAAGGAGGGCAAGGAACAGAGAGAGAGGGCCCAGGAGAGGAGGAAGGGCGAAGAGAGCACAGGAGGGGAAGGAGGAGGGCGCACCAAGGGAGAACACGGCCCGGGAGAGAACGGCAGAGAAAGGGGGAAGGGGGAGGCAGGGGAGGGCGGAAGGAGAAUGGCACACAGGGGCCGAGCGAGUAGAGCCAAGGAGGCCAAGACGGGCGGGGGCAGGGGAAGGAGCCGAGACGCGCAGGACGGGGGAACAAAAGAGGGAGGAAAAAGAAGGGAGAAGAGAAGGGAGGCAGAAGGCGGGAGGCGGGCAAAGGGGGGGCCGGACAGGAGGACGGGAAGGGGGCGAGCGGAAGAGAGGGGAGAAAGGGACACCACGGGAAGAAAGACGGGGAAGAGAAAGGGGAGGGAAAGAAGGGGAGGGGGCGGCGCCAAGCACCGGGAGGGCGAGAGAGGGAACGGCGAGCGAACGACGGGAAAGGGAGCGCGGCAGGGGAGGCACCCAGGGGAGCGGGAGGACGGGCCCGAGGGAGGAGGGCGGGCGAGGGCGCGAGGGAGGGGGAGGAGGGCGAGGGCGGGAGUAG
Messenger RNA from Ipomoea nil (Japanese morning glory), 2679 nucleotides. Its product is annotated as hornerin-like. Bases 1 to 2679 code for a protein of 892 amino acids. Lineage: Eukaryota; Viridiplantae; Streptophyta; Magnoliopsida; Solanales; Convolvulaceae. The record is from RefSeq and is a predicted model, not a curated record. The transcript has 2 exons.